CCUCGUCCCAGCCUUCACGCAGCCUCGCUCAUUCAGUCAAGCUCUUCUAGUGCCUUCUCAUCGCCCCGUCCACCGCCCGGCACCGCGAAGAGCACCUUCGAUGUCGUCGUCCACGUCCAGACAAGCACCCGUCAUCGUGAUCACCGGGACCCCCGGCACGGGCAAGACCACGCAUGCUCAGCUGCUCGUCGAGGAAUCACCGGUUCCACUCAGGCAUAUCAACGUCGGAGAGUGGGUUAAGCAGAAGGAGCUGUACGAGGAGUACGAUGAGGACUGGCAGAGCUAUACGGUCGACGAGGACAAGCUCCUAGAUGAAUUAGAGCCCAUAACUUCCGCGGGCGGUGUGAUACUUGAUUGGCAUACCAGUGAUAUAUUUCCGGAGCGAUGGGUCGAUCUGGUAGUAGUGCUUCGGUGUGAUCAUAGUCAACUAUGGGAACGUCUGGAAAAACGGGGUUACCCACUGAAGAAGGUCCAAGAGAAUAACGAGGCUGAGAUCAUGGAGGUCGUCCUGGACGAGGCGCGAUCAUCAUACGCACCAGAGAUCGUGGUCGAGCUUAAGAGCGAAAGUACGGAGGACCUAGAGUCCAACGUAGCACGGAUAGUCCAAUGGAUUGACGCAUGGAAACAAGAUCAUGGAGCAACGAAUCAAUGAACAUUGCAUUCGGGACUAGCACGACAGCGACACUCAGCGGAUGGUGAUACAGUAACAGCGUAGGUGACAGACAGUUACACUCCCUCACAUUCAAGCCGGCCCUAUUACCCACAUCCGCUUGCGGUCCCGCAACUCGAGACCACCAGGCGCCUCCUGCUCCGUUCGGAUACGCUUGGCCGAUUUUUUCUUGCCCUCGGAGAUGCGAACCUUCUCGAAGUAGACGUACCUAGGCGGAGCACAGUUAGUCUAACAGCUACAUACCAUGCCAGUUGCAAAUAUGAGCCUUACGCGGCGUAGUACGUGCCAUUCUCCGCGCCCCCGGUCGGCCCGCUCUGCUUCACUAGUGAAGGGCACGACAUAUCAGUCUUAUUGCAGACUCGUCGACACGUAGACGCAACUUACUGAAGCGGUUAUAGGAGUUGUUG
Messenger RNA from Rhodofomes roseus, 1077 nucleotides. RefSeq names its product P-loop containing nucleoside triphosphate hydrolase protein. Lineage: Eukaryota; Fungi; Basidiomycota; Agaricomycetes; Polyporales; Fomitopsidaceae. The record is from RefSeq and is a predicted model, not a curated record. Gene Ontology annotation, cellular component: cytoplasm; nucleus. Bases 101 to 652 code for a protein of 183 amino acids. Gene Ontology annotation, molecular function: ATP binding; ATP hydrolysis activity; AMP kinase activity. The transcript is spliced from 3 exons.